This is a messenger RNA of Eucalyptus grandis, 459 nucleotides long. RefSeq names its product MLP-like protein 328. Lineage: Eukaryota; Viridiplantae; Streptophyta; Magnoliopsida; Myrtales; Myrtaceae. The record is from RefSeq and is a predicted model, not a curated record. Bases 1 to 459 code for a protein of 152 amino acids. The transcript is spliced from 2 exons. Gene Ontology annotation, biological process: defense response.
AUGACUCUAGCGGGGACACUGGAGACUGAGUUGGAGCUUAAGUCACCAGCUGACAAGUACUUCAAACGUAUCAGCAGCGAACUCCACCAUGCCCCGAACGCUUCCUCCGACAAGGUUCACGCCAUCGAAGUGCAUGAAGGUGAUUGGGAAACUCCAGGAUCGGUCAAGCUCUGGACUUACACCAUCAAUGGGAAGGAGGAGGUAUUCAAGGAGAAGAUCGAGGUUGAUGAGGCGAAGAAGUCGGCGACAUUUGUUGCCGUUGGUGGGCACCUGCUGGAGAAGUACAAGAGCUACAAGGUCACCCUCCACAUUGUCCUGAAGGGCGAGGCUGUGGUGGCGAAGAUCACCCUUGACUUUGAGAAGCACCAUCAGAGCCAUGAUGACCUGAAGGACUACAUGGAGUUCGUGAUCAGCCUCGCUAAGGACAUCGACGAGCACCUUGCCGGCCAGGCUGAUUGA